UUUACAUUGGAUUGAACAACAACCAUGGGUGGAUGUAUAAGGAGGCUGAUCGGCCCUCCACAAAAUUCAAAUACAAAUGGAAGCAACCGACAACCAAAAAUGUCACAGGCAUCAUUUUCAAAUAUUCAACAACAACAACGAUCUCAAAGUUUUCAACAACCUGCCAUGAACGAUAUGGAAAUAUUUAUUGCUCUCUAUGAUUACGAUGCUCGAACUGAAGAUGAUCUAAGUUUUCAUAAAGGUGACCUCAUGGAGGUUUUGUCAAGAGACCAAGGCGACUGGUGGAUGGCAAGGCAUCUCAAUCCUCCGCCUAAUGGCAGACGAGAGGGUUACAUACCAUCAAACUAUGUUGCUAAACAUAGAUCUCUUAAUGCUGAAGUAUGGUUUAUCCGAAAUACGAAACGUUUAGAAGCCGAACGACGAUUAAUGAUGCCAGUUAAUGUAACUGGAUCUUUUCUAGUUCGAGAAAGUGAGAGUAAACCUGGGGAUUAUUCUUUAUCUGUUCGAGAUGAAGAUCAUGUGAAACAUUACAGAAUAAGAAUGCUCGAUGCUGGAGGUUAUUUCAUCGCAAGAAGAGCAGUGUUCGCCACCAUACAAGAACUCGUUGAACAUUAUAAACUAAGUGCUGAUGGAUUGUGUUAUAACUUGAGAAUGCCUUGUAUAAUGCUUGAAGCACCAACUACAGUCGGCCUUUCACACAACACAGUAGAUGCUUGGGAGAUUGAAAGAAGUUCACUUGUUAAAACAAGGUUAUUAGGUCAAGGUCAAUUCGGUGAAGUAUGGGAAGGUCAAUGGAACGGAACAACAAGAGUUGCCAUCAAACAGUUGAAACCAGGUACAAUGGACGCUAAAGAAUUUUUACGAGAAGCUCAAAUUAUGAAGAAACUUCGCCAUCCUAAAUUAGUUCAAUUAUAUGCAGUUUGUACAAUUACGGAACCUAUUUAUAUUGUUACUGAGCUUAUGUGCAAUGGAAGUCUACUGGACUAUUUGAAAGGCAAAGGUCGCGGAAUAGAUUUCCAAGUAAUGGUUGACAUGAUGGCUCAAAUAGCAGCAGGAAUGGCGUAUCUUGAAUGUCAGAACUUUAUUCAUCGGGAUCUUGCAGCACGAAAUAUACUUGUUGGUGAUAAUAAUACAUGCAAAGUUGCUGAUUUUGGUCUUGCCAGAUUUAUUAAGGACACCGAGUCGCAAGACAAUGAAGGAAUCUACAUGGCCCAUGAAGGAGCAAAGUUUCCAAUCAAAUGGACGGCACCAGAGGCUGCCUUGUACAACAGGUUUACUGUCAAGUCAGAUAUCUGGUCGUUUGGAGUCUUACUUUAUGAAAUUAUUACCAAAGGAAAAAUGCCCUAUCCAGGUAUGACUAACAGAGAAGUUUUGGACCAAGUUAGAAUCGGUUAUCGCAUGCCACAGAUGACUGAAUGCCCCGAUCAACUUUACGAAAUAAUGAAAGAAUGUUGGAAUGCUGACGAAGCGAAACGACCAUCAUUCGAAACAUUGCAGUGGAAACUUGAAGAAUAUUUCUUCCAAGACGACGGAGAUUAUAAGGAAGCAGAUGCCGUUAUUUAAAAUGCCUGAAAAUAAUUUAGUCAAAUUGAUUUUGUAAUUGUUUUUAAAAAAUGAAUAAUUUUUCGUAAUCAUAAUAAUUGUUAAUGGCUCAAUAAGUAGAUUAUUUGGAGAAGUUGAAACAUCGUUUUUCGUUUUUAUUCGGACCUUUCAUCCAACUCUAUAGGAACUCUAACAAUGACUAACAUAUAAUAUGGGUAUUUUAAGUUGCAUUCAAUAUAUUAAUAAUAUGGAUGUAAUGCUUGAAUAUAGCGCUUCAUUGAAUGUAUUUAUAUUCUAUUUAGUGAUAGGCGGACCAGUUUUUAUUUUGGUGUUUGUGUGUUGAAACAAGUUAUUAUUUAGCUUUCAAGCAUUUUUUACAGUAGCGACUCAUUGUGUGUUGUUAAUCUGAUUUACCAUCUCUUAGUCAAUUGUGUAUUGUACAUUUUUUGUGCCUUUUUUAAUAUUUUAUAGCAAACAUAUGAUCCUGCUUAAUAUGUAAAUGCAAAACUGGUAUAAAGCAAAUUAUAAAAGUUUUCACCAAUGGUUUGAAUGUUCAUACAGAUGCACUUUACCAAGCCAAGGAGGAAUAGAAAAAUUGCGAAGGUACAUUCAUGUCGAGUAAAAAUAUUUUGCCAAAUUACAUCGGUUUUCUAACAUCAGUUGAGCGGUAUUUAAAUUCAACAAAUAUGGUGUAACAAAUAUGCUUAUCCUUUUUUUACAAUGAAAAACGUUUCAUCUUAUCAGUAGUUAACUUUUGUGUAUUGCUACUAUAAUAAUGUCUCAAAUUUGCUAAAGUUUUAUGUAGCAAAAUAUGAUCAAUGUUUGUACUUGCCAUCGUGUAUGAACAAGUUCUUUUUAAAAUAAGCUUU
Molecule: messenger RNA, 2411 nt
Organism: Styela clava
Lineage: Eukaryota; Metazoa; Chordata; Ascidiacea; Stolidobranchia; Styelidae
Product: tyrosine-protein kinase SRK2-like
Biological process (GO): protein phosphorylation
Molecular function (GO): ATP binding; protein tyrosine kinase activity; protein binding
Source: RefSeq, a predicted model, not a curated record